AUGGCUGGUGCAUUCCGGUUGCCAAUGGAGUCGGAGAACAAAACCCAGGGUUCCCAAUCGGCGCGCAGUGAAACAAUACUGCCGGUGCAGCUGCAUCGCGAGCUACUGAUGGCAGCUAGGGAGGGCAAUUCGGCACGACUAAUUCAUCUUCUGGGUAAUGGCGAGGCGACCCAGCCAGUGCCUAGUGGCCCUGGAGUCGUCGUCAACAUCGGGGACGCCCACGCCACCAUGGCCAAGUCGGCGCUCGCCAUGGACCUGGAGCUGAACAAAAUCCUCCAUGUGGUCGCGUCCAGUGGAGACAGCCCCAACUUCUUGGAGAGCGCGAGGGUCGUCUACGGCAAGGCCAGCCACCUCCUUGAUGGAUGCACCGCCAAGGGAGACACACCCUUCCAUUGCGCUGCGAGGGCUGGGAUGGUGAAGAUGCUCUCUGAGCUCAUCAGUCUUGCCAGAGCUGAGGGCGGUGGUGGCGACAGGGUGAAGGAGGUGCUCCGAAAGCCGAACAAGCAAGGGGAGACGGCCCUUCACGAGGCCCUCCGCUUCGGCGACAAGGCGAGGGUCGAGGCCAUGGUCAGCAUGUUGAUGGCGGCGGAUGCUGAACUGGCUCGGGUUCCACCUGUGGACGGCACCUCGCCGCUGUACCUGGCCGUCUUGUUGGGGAAUGAUGAUAUUGCCGAACGACUGCAUCAACAUGACGAGGGGCUCUCUUAUUCUGGACCAAAUGGACAGAACGCCUUGCAUGCCGCUGUUCUCGGAAGCAUCAGGAUGACAGAGAAUCUACUGAAAUGGAAUAAGUAUCUCAGCAAACAAGGGGACAAAAACAAGGGAAGUACGCCCCUUCAUUUUGCCGCAUCACGUGGGUUUCGUGAAAUGGUCACGGCACUGCUUAAUUCUGACAAAUCUUUAGCGUACCAGCCUGACAACGACGGGUCAUUCCCCAUACAUGUGGCAGUUAUUGGAAAGAAUCACAAUGUCGUUUAUGAACUGCUCACAAAGUGCCCCGAUUGUGCCCAGCAACAAGAUGCUCAAGGGAAGACAUUCCUCCAUAUCGCCGCCCAACAAGGCUACUCGGACCUAUUUUGUUUUGUCUUCCCAAUGUUACAAGGAAAGCCAAAAGGAAAGCCAAGUUUUGCGUCAAUCAUAAAUAUGCAAGACAAUGAUGGUAACACCGGACUGCACCUUGCUGUCAAGGCCGGGACGUUGCGGCCAUUUUAUUUUAUGAUGUUGGAUAAGGAUGUUACGUUAAAUUUAUCAAAUUGUGAGCAGAAAACUGCACUUGAUCUUUCACAGAGCAAUAUACCCACCGGAGUUCAGUUUGACCUGGAUCCUAGGUUCACCAUACACUCUCUGCUGAAAUUAGCUGGUGGUCGAUAUGGUGGUGCUCACAGUGGAAACCAUGACCCUGAACUAGAUGAGAAGGAGGAGGCAGAGAAGAUCAUGGACUGCACACAAACCAUUGGCGUCGUAGCAGCGCUAGUCGUCACGAUUACAUUCGCAGCGGCUUUCUCUGUACCCGGUGGGUACCGCGCCGAUGAUGACCCUAAGUUGAGCAACCACACCGCCGGCACGCCGGUGCUCGCCGCCUCUCCCUCUUUCCAGGCCUUCAUCAUCGCCAACAACAUAGCAAUGUUCUGCUCCACCAUGGCCACCAUCAGCAUUGCGUACGCCGGGGUCCCUGCUGUCGACAUCCGCACGCGGAAGAGUGCUUUCGGCUGCUCCGUCUUCUUCCUCAACAGCUCUGCUCGGAGCUUGGCUGCUGCGUUCGCGUUCGGCAUGUACGCGGCGCUGGCCCCAGUCGCCCACGCAGCCGCGGUGGUCACAUGGAUCUGCAUGGCUGCCACCUUGGUUGACGUAGCUUGGUUCGUCACCUUAUUCUCGACGUCGCAGCUGGUGCUUUGCAAUAGGCUGGGAAUUGUCACUGGAGUUAGCCGCCAUUACCAAUAUGGGGUUGACAAUGCUGAACUUUGGGAUAGAGUUCUUGCCGAGAAGGUCAGAUAUGUGCGCAAGGUGAGCCUUGAUCUGAAACAGUAUGAGUACUACACCAUUGGAAGAUAG
Molecule: messenger RNA, 2052 nt
Organism: Lolium rigidum
Lineage: Eukaryota; Viridiplantae; Streptophyta; Magnoliopsida; Poales; Poaceae
Product: ankyrin repeat-containing protein At5g02620-like
Exons: 4
Coding region: 1-2052 (683 amino acids)
Cellular component (GO): plasma membrane
Molecular function (GO): protein phosphatase 1 binding; protein phosphatase regulator activity
Source: RefSeq, a predicted model, not a curated record